Molecule: messenger RNA, 2590 nt
Organism: Drosophila innubila
Lineage: Eukaryota; Metazoa; Arthropoda; Insecta; Diptera; Drosophilidae
Gene: ric8a
Product: synembryn
Exons: 2
Coding region: 107-1789 (560 amino acids)
Biological process (GO): G protein-coupled receptor signaling pathway
Cellular component (GO): cytoplasm
Molecular function (GO): G-protein alpha-subunit binding; guanyl-nucleotide exchange factor activity
Source: RefSeq, a predicted model, not a curated record
CUCUAUUGGGCAUUAUUGACAUUGAAUUACAUUGCAACUACAAUUAAAUUAAAUUCAAAUCCAAUUAGCAACCAUAGGGACUGACGAGGUUGACCCAGUUGGCAUCAUGGAUGCGGAGCAGCUGAAACGGCUUGAGCGCAAGGAAACAGCUCACAUCCCCGACAUACUGAGCGAGUUUAAUACAAAGAAUGCAGAUCUGCUGGUCUUCGAUAGCUUCCAUACGGACAACCAGUGGCAUGACCUCUGGCUGGCCAUAUUUGGCAUUCUCGAUGAUGCGACGAUGGCAACGCUGCAUUCCCAAUGCCUGAACACUGUGCGCAUCUUGACCCGCGACGAGUUUAGCCUGCAGACGCACUACAUCGAACAGGAGCUGAGCACGCUGCUCUCCCUGGCCCGUAUUGAUGCCAGCAGCAUCGAGGUGGACUUGGAUGAGGAGCUGAGUGAUGCACAGGCGAACAUCACGGCGGAGGCAUUGAAAUGCCUGUGUAAUCUGGUUUAUCAGAGUGCCGAUUGUCGGCGUCAGUGCUUGCGGCAACAUUCCCUCGAUGCGAUUGUGAAGCGUUUGGCCACCGACUCUUCCAUGCACAACUAUCCAAGUACUUUGGAAUACUACGACUUGAAGUUGCUGUUUCUACUCACGGCACUGGAGCCAACUGCACGUACGCGCCUCCAAAUUGAUCUCAACGGUCUGAUUUACAUGACCAAGUGGCUGGACGACAAGUUGGCCGAGUCUGCCACUGUCACCAGUGACGAGCAGCUGAACAUUAUCUGUGAGCUGCUCAAGGUAAUGUUCACGGUGACCAGUGCUCCGGAUAAGAGUCCAAACGAGUACGAAAUCCAAAGUCUCCAUUUAACGGGCGUCUUGCGAGAGUUGCUGUUGCGUUUUGGAUGCCUAUCCACGGAACGAGAACGCGCCGUUGUAACGCAUGCCAUCAAUUUGCUGACCAACAUUUCCGGUAGCUGCCUCUCCGAGCUCACGCUCAAGUGCAGCAAUGAAACUGAAACGGAGUCCGUACCGAGUGCAGCUACCGAGUGCAUUGCUGGCGCCGCACAGUCUCCGGGCAAAUGUUGUGCCGUAUGCUUUGAGAAGCGUAACGUGCGCUGUCUGGAGGUGCUGCUGGAGUAUCUGCGUGGUGGACUGGCCCAGCAGGAGACGGAGGCUAGCUCCCAUGAGCUGCUGUCGCCAGUGCUGACCGUGUUGGUGAAAUGUGCGCGCAGCAAUCGAAUUAUGCGUCAUUAUUUGCGCAAGGAGAUACUGCCGCCACUAAAGGAUGUCAGCCAGCGUCCAGAGAUUGGCCAUGAGCUGCGCAAUCAUUUGUGCCGCUUCCUAACGCUCCCCGCCAUGAUACUACGCGACUUGGCCGCCGAACUGCUGUUUGUGCUGUGCAAAGAGGAUGUCGGUCGCAUGAUCAAAUACACGGGCUACGGCAAUGCGGCGGGUUUGUUUGCAAAACGUGGCGUGCUCGACUGUCGACGCAUCGAGGGUGCCGACUAUUCGUCGGACAGCGAGGACAGUGACACGGAGGAGUACAAACAGCAACAGCAGAGCUUCAAUCCAGUGCUGGGCUGUGUGGAGCAGCCCAAACGUAAUCCACUCGAAGGCAUGUCCGAAGAGCAAAAGGAAUACGAGGCACUGCAACUAGUCAAUCUGUUGGAGCAACUGCGCAAGGAUGGCAUCGUGCAGCCGGCGUUAAUUGAUAAGGAUGGCAAACCACAGCCGUUGGAACAUAUUCUCCAAUUGCAGGAGGAGUUGCCGCAACAGCAACUUGAGCAGAAGCGCAAAACUUAAACCUCGGAUCGAUCGCAUCGAUCGCAAAACGUUCAACAUGCAAAACAAUCGUUUGGGGUCUUCCAUUUUGUGGCAGCAACGGACGCGUCUCCCACGCUGCAAAGUGUCAGACAGACAGUCACACUUAAUAAAUGGAUCACUGCAACACUUUUAUAUACAACAAAAAAAAAAAAAAUUAAAAUGCGGCCGGAAAAAAACUUUUAUAAGCAAAUCCCCGUUGCCGUUUUCAAUCUAAUAGAAAAAUUUAACUAAGUUUUUGGUGUACUCGUAUAAGUAUUAAGUAUUUAGUGCGUAUAAUUCCAUUAUACAUUUAUCUAGGUAGAGAAUAAAAAGUCGUUACUUUUUAACUCAAUUUAUCAAUGUAUUUAGGUGUAUGUAUGUAUGUACAUUUAUAAUAUCCUUCAUCGUACAUUUAUUAAUUUAACGCUUACGUUUAACAACCAAAAAUUAAACUAUAAUCAGUUCCAAGAAUUUAAAACAUUCGCUUUAUAUGUGUUAACUACAUCAUUUUAUUGAUCUUAUAAUCGAACGAAGCUAUUUUCAAAUUUUCAUUUUGUAUGCAUACAUUAAAACCUAUAUAGAGCUUUAUUGUGUUCAAUCUUGAUAGUCAGUGGGCUGGUCUAGCUGCCCAUCGAAUUGCAAUUAAACAAUACAAAUACAUAUAUAAAAAUGUAUUUACCAUAUAUAUAUAUACUAUAUACAGAAACACACAAACACACACAUAAAUGUAUUUCUAGUUGUUGAAACUAUCUACAUGCUAUAUGCUUAAUAAUAAAAAUUCUCAGUGAACAUCUUGCAAAA